Messenger RNA from Anopheles gambiae (African malaria mosquito), 1229 nucleotides. RefSeq names its product acireductone dioxygenase (gene Adi1). The coding region runs from base 525 to 1076 and encodes 183 amino acids. The transcript is spliced from 5 exons. Gene Ontology annotation, molecular function: acireductone dioxygenase [iron(II)-requiring] activity. The record is from RefSeq and is a predicted model, not a curated record. NCBI's taxonomy places the organism in Eukaryota, Metazoa, Arthropoda, Insecta, Diptera, Culicidae.
GAGCAGUUGCGCGCACACGGUGAAGGUUUGGAAAGAGUUUAUUUUAACAAAAAAUUAGUAUAAAAUUGCCACUCGAGCAGAUUUGCUCGAACGGGCGGUUUGAUGUAAAUGUCAAACUUCAACGCAUUAUCUGUAUAUACCUUGGUGGCACAGUGAGCAUAUGUUUUUAUUUCGAUUUUAAACAAAUUCCAUUUUAUUGAUCGAUACAAUUAAGCAAAAAAAGUGUUUAAAAUGAGCAAUUAUCAUAUUAUUGCAAUAGUGUAUGCAUUCCUCAAGAAAGCAUGAAAUUGUCCGCAUGAUCGAGCGAUCGAAUGCUGUCUGAUGAUGUGUUUACAAACACCUCUCUCAACUGACAGCAUUCUGGAAAGAACAAUUUUACAGCCAAUUUUCUUAUCAAUAGCCAGCACCAACAAAAAAUAUACGUUCUUGAACCUGCGCGCCACAUUCCUUCGCCAGUUAUCAAUUUCAUCGCCCGUGAAGCUGCUGCGUUUGAUUGGUGUCCCUCGUAAAAUCUAGCUAACACAAUGGUGCGUGCCUGGUUUAUGGACAAUGAGCCGACCGAUCAGCGUCUGGAGCACCAGCUCGAUCCGCCCAAGUUCCUGACGCUUGACGAGCUGUUCAAAAGCACCGGGGUGGAAUAUUUUAAGAUUAACAUUCCAACGUACGAUACGGACGGGGUGCUGGGGAAGAUCCGCAACGAUCGGGGCUACUCCUACGAGGACGAAAUCACCUGCUCCGAGGCGUGCUUGCCCGAUUACGCCAACAAGCUGAAGUCGUUCUUCACCGAGCAUCUGCACACGGACGAGGAGAUCCGGCUGGUGCUGGACGGUUCCGGUUACUUUGACGUGCGCAAUGGUCCGGAUGAUGCAUGGGUACGGAUCGAGGUCGUUGCCGGCGAUUUGAUCAUUAUUCCCAGUGGAAUCUAUCAUCGCUUCACGCUGGACAUGAAGAACUACAUCAAAGCCAAGCGUUACUUUGUUGGUGAACCGGUCUGGCUGCCGUACAACCGCCCAGCAGACGAGAUGGACUGUCGCAAGGAGUAUUUGAAGCGGUUGGAAGCUGGCUUCGCCGCCUAAUGCGUACCUGUGCGUUUUUAUGAUGCGAUCUGAUUUUGUUAACCACCCUCUUCUUCCAUAAAUCCAAGUGCAUUCAAUGCAAUAAGUUGUUUAAUAAAUGUUAUACCAUUCCCCGCAACACUGUUGCAUUCGGACGUACCAGCACCAUUGAAA